Argiope bruennichi is the source of this 3279-nucleotide messenger RNA. RefSeq lists its product as uncharacterized. Gene Ontology annotation, molecular function: zinc ion binding. Lineage: Eukaryota; Metazoa; Arthropoda; Arachnida; Araneae; Araneidae. The record is from RefSeq and is a predicted model, not a curated record. Bases 559 to 2778 code for a protein of 739 amino acids. The transcript is spliced from 4 exons.
CAGAUUGAGCCAUUGAAAAAAAUUCCAGAUUUGAACCCCAAUUAUCUUACAGCUUAUUUGCAUAGUCUUUUAAUUUAACAUAAGAAUGGCGAGCCCUUGAAACAUUUUUUUUUCUACCCUGUAAACGUUUCUAGUUUUUUUCCCCUCCAAUUUUGUGAGUGUGUUUCUGUUACAACUUCAUUUUGUAACAAUAGUUAUGAUGCCAAACAUUAUUUGUAGCAAAAGUUACAACUUUGUUUAUUAAGUAAAUAAACUUUCACUGCAUAAUCCUUUUUUCAAUCGCUUGCAAAAUCUUCCACGGCUGAAUAAACUAAAUCUCUAUCUGGGUAGAUAGAGGCGGCAUGUUCUUUUGAUUUUAUUACUUUUUUCUGAGGAAGAGAUCUUUUUACCGCGAGAAUUUAAAAGCUGGAUGAGUAUUAAAUUUGAAAAUUAUUUUUCAAGUUUGAUAAUUUUUUAUCGGACUCGUUAAAACAUAAUCGACGAUUUGGAAUUCGUAUUCAGAAUUCUUGUUUGUGUUAAGCGAACAGAAAAAAAACUAGAGAACGGAGUGUUCUAUGUAUGAUAACGUGUAUUUUGGAAUUCUUUUUGUAUGUAAAUAUGUUUUCAAGAGGAAAGAUUACCCCUCAAAGUUGUAUUUCUAGAAGUGAAGAUGAAAAUGUGCCCGAUUUCAAGUACCUUGUUUCCUUUUUAGAAAUGAAGUUUAAUGUAUUAUCUGAUUAUUUAUUAGAUGUUAAUGGCUUUCUGAAGUGCAUCUAUUUUCAAGAUACAUUUAUGAAAGACGUUUUUAAUUUUUAUCCGGAUCGUCUUUGCAUAGAUGUUUCUUAUAAAUAUUUUGAGACCGAUAUUUUUAUGUACUUAUUUUUGGCAGAAGAUUCAAACGGAAAAAAUUAUGUAGUGUCGCUGGGCUUCACAGUUGUAGAGGAUGCCGAAUCCCUUACAUGGUUAUUAAAUACAUUCAAAAAGAACAAUCCUAAUUGGCGCCGUGUAAAAAUUAUUAUUCUAGAUUCUGAAAUAAAGCAAAGAGAUGUGAUACACAAUACAUUUCCUGGGCCUUAUGUUAUAAUAACUUUAUAUCAUGCAUUAAAAUCAUUUGAAAAAGGUCUUGAAAUUAUCAAAGAAUUGAAUAAUAUAACAGAUGAGCAGGUUCAGAUAUCUUUAGAAUUAUUUAAAAAUAUGCUUAUCGUUCACCGUCAAGCAGACUAUGAAUUAUACUAUCAACAAUUUUUAUUGUUGCCCGAUUCUAUUGUAUCUUAUUUUCUUGAAUUUUGGCUGCCUUUACAAAGUCAGUGGAGAAUUAGGCUUGAUUACUGCCAUGAGAAUUUAUUUAGCUCUUUGAACUCUUAUCUAGAUUAUCUUGAAAGUUCUGUAAAAUUGGCUUUUACUGUUGAAAAUUUUAUAUUUAAAUGUAUUAAGAAAAUAUUUCUAAUUUUAAACUUAAAAAGGAAAGAAAGAGUUAAUUUAGUUUUGUAUACUAAUCCAUUAUUGUUUUCACGCUUUUCUGCUGAGUAUCAAAUCUCUAAAGUACUUACACCAUAUGCUGCAAAAUUUGUCAUUGAUCAGUUUGAUCUGUCGUCAGAAAUACAUAUGGACUGCAGUGUUAUGUCAGACAAUUACUUUUUUGAUAAUUUUGGUUCUCCAGUUAAUGCUUCUGCUUCUAUGUGCUCAUGUCACUUCUUUUUGUAUACAUUUCUACCUUGCCGUCAUAUUUUUGCUGUCAGAAAAACUCUUUCCAUCAGUGCCUUUGAUGAAAUGUCUAUAGAUUAUACAUGGAGUAUGAAAUAUUACCAGAGUACUUUAUUAACUUUUAAAGAUAUUUUAAAUCAAUAUCCAGAAAGUAACAAACAAGAUCUAGCUGUGUCAAAAAAUAAAAGAUCUUCACACUUAUUAGGAUCAGCAUUAUCUUUAUUUCUUAAAUCUCCUGAAUCAGUGUUUGAAUCUUGUAUGGAAAAUCUGAACCAGCUUGUCAGUUUAUGGAAAAAAAACCAGAAUGUUUACCUUCAGUUUUCUGGAAUAGAAUAUGAAGUUUCCUGUGAAAAAGCUAUUAAUUCUGGAAACAAUUUUCAGAAUGUUCCAUUUUCUGCAUCAAAUACAACAGAAUCGUGUCAUGCUGCAGUUUACCCACCUAUAUCAAUAACUUCAGAUAACUUAUGUGACAAAGGCAUUAUUGAUUUCAAACAAAAUGUAUGGGAUUUUAAAAGUAAGAUUUUGGAUGGAAAAUAUAUUAACUAUGCAUAUUUAUGCAGAGUCAUUUGCCGGACAAAAGAUAGCUGUUUAUAUUGGCUCAGGCAGAUGGAAUUGAUUCCCAGUUCUGUUAUGUGCCCGUCAUGUAAUUGUGAGAUGGUAAUCAAGUCUGUUCCUCGACUUUCGGAUGGAGCUGUUUGGGUAUGCUCAAAUAUGAUGGCAAGUAAGAGGAAUUGCUCUAGACGCUGUUCAGUUCGUCAAGGCUCUUGGUUUGAACUCACCAAUAUGACUUUUGAACAGAUAUUAGCCUUCACCUAUAUGUGGAUAAAUCGAUUCAGCCAAAGUCAAAUUCUCUCAGAGACCGGUAUUUCUGCUGCUACUUACAUUUCUUGGAACAAGCUCAAUCGAAGAGUUUGUGAGGAAGUUUUGUUGGAAGAAGGCAGUUUUUCUAACGAUGCUAAGGUGGUGCCAUCAACUUCUUCUGAAGUUUUGGAUGUGUGGUUAAAAAGCUGUGGAGAUGAAGAUGUGUUCUUGAAAUUUCUGCAAGAUGCAAAUAUGAUGCAUCGUAAAGAUUCUCUGAAGCGCAUCAUGCGUUAAAUAUCGUUUCUGUUAUAUUUAUAUUUUAAUUUUUGCUUCAGUAUAUUUAAUCUUUUGACAUUUUUAUUUGCAAAGAUCAUAUCUUUGAGUUAAUAUCGUUGUAAAUUAUCUUGCUAAAUUUACUUUUGUAUAAUAUAAUUUUAAUAAUAAUUCUUUUGUAAUUGUGUGUUUCAUAAGCUAAAAUUCCAAAUAGUAAAUGUUAUUGUAUAAAAAGUCAUUACAUCUGAAUGUAAACAGUUAUUACCUAGUCAUUAUUACUUCGUAUUAUUUUUUUGUAUGUUAACUUUGUUUUAGUUAUUUCAUUCUAAAUAUAUGCAUUAUGAUUUGUUAAAUUAUUUUCUAAUUUUAAUACACAAGAAGUGUUCACAUAAAUAUUUCUAGUACUUUUUUCAUUUUAAAAUCUAAUAAUGAUAUAUUGCUGUUGCUUCUAAAUGAGCAUUUUCUAUUAAUUUUAUUUAUUCUGUUGUACUUCAGCAUAAGAGUUUUUAAUAUAUUAUUUGU